Molecule: messenger RNA, 1662 nt
Organism: Schistocerca nitens (vagrant locust)
Lineage: Eukaryota; Metazoa; Arthropoda; Insecta; Orthoptera; Acrididae
Product: tektin-2
Exons: 8
Coding region: 341-1552 (403 amino acids)
Biological process (GO): cilium movement involved in cell motility; cilium assembly
Cellular component (GO): nucleus; microtubule cytoskeleton
Source: RefSeq, a predicted model, not a curated record
CUUAACAACAAAUCUUUGGCACUUAGUUAAAGACCAAAAUAACAGUGAUAUUCAAAAACAGUUUGAACUGUAUUGCAUUAUUACAGAAAAGAGAGAGAAACAGUUUGGUUUACAUAAACAAAGUUUACAGAAAUGGUUUUUAAUGUCCACAGGCUGUGCUGCAUGGUCUCCCUGCCUAGAUCUUACACGGACUCUUAUUAAAGGAGCCUGACAAUAGUGUAUUCAGUCUGUCUGGAAGCAUCCCCUUCAAUAGUGAUGAAUUACGCAUGUUACUGAAAACAUUACAUAUAUGUGAAGAAAAGGAUUUUAGUGCUUCAGGAAUUGCUGCUCAUGACAAAAAAUGUGUGACCGACGACCAGAAAAGCCUGUUGACCACGUAACAGUCACAGACUGGGACGCUCGCAUUCAGGAGCUGCGAGAGACAGCACACAGGAGGAGGAAGGAGGCUCACGACUUGCGACAAGAGAGUAUCCAGCUGCGUGCUGACACGGCUGUCACAACACACUGGAGCCUGCUGCAAAGUUCACAAUCUCUGCAAGACAGAUGUACCGAAGUUCGCCGAGUGGAACACCUGCUGGAAUUGAAGAGGGCAGCAACAGUCUGUGAGAUGGAAUGCCUAGAGGAGGAGAAAGCCGUGUGCCAGCGGCAGCUAGAGCUGCUGUCUGUGCCGAGGGCCGUGACCGUCGAGUGCCAACUGGCUAUCGACCAGAGACUGGACACUGACCUUCUUAGAGACCCUGUGCAUCUGCAGCUGCAGAAGGAGCUGGGACUGAUAGAACAGAAGAAGAAUGACCUGGAAGCAGAGUGCAAGGCAGCCUGGGAGCAGCUGCAGAGACUCGGGGAGUGCCUCAACCAGCUGUCUAGAGACCUGCAGAACAAGGGUGAGGCAAUCGCGGUGGAUGAGAGUGCACUUGGUCUGAAACCCUCCAGUAGUGGCAUUGGGUUCAGGCAGGACCCAACGAGACAUCCCAAAGAAUGUAUCCCAUAUGAGACAUGGCAACAAGUUUCCGAAUCUAAUAUGAACAGAGCCGAAGAAGAAAUUCAAAAAUCUCGAAGUCAACGCUUGAACAUGUUUUCACUGCGAGCUGAUGUCACUAAUUCACUGCAUGCUCAACAUUCUGAUACAGACCAUGCUCUCAGCAGACGCAUAUAUGAAGUCCAGCGAGCCCACGAUGAGCUUCAGUGGCAGAAGGAGGAGACUGAAAAUGAAAUGGGUGUUAUAAAUCGUGAAAUUUCGCUAUUGGAAGAAGCUCUAGCUGAUAAAACAGGUCCAUCAAAGUUGGCAGAGUCACGUCUCGAGAUACGUCUAUGGCGGCCACGUGCAGAACUUUUGUAUGAUGAUGCCCAACAGACAAUAAAAAAUGAACUGCUCCAGCUCCAACUGUCUCAACAAAAGCUCACACAGCAGAUUGCUGAUGCAAAAGCAACAUACAAUGCUCUGCAGCAGCACAGUGCACGACUGGCCACUGAUAUCGACUGCAAGAACCAAGCUCUGACUUUACUGAACCGCUGUUGUGACAUACGGACUGCAUUGCACCCUGAUGAGAGGUAGAUUCAUCCUGCUGCCUCCAACUUUAUGCUUAAGAAUUAUUCUUACAGUAAAAUACAUACAACUUGUUCUUUGGUCUCAUCAUGUUAUUCAUCAAAGAAGAUUCAGUAAGC